Myxocyprinus asiaticus (Chinese sucker) is the source of this 968-nucleotide messenger RNA. Its product is annotated as retinol-binding protein 1-like. Gene Ontology annotation, molecular function: fatty acid binding. Gene Ontology annotation, cellular component: cytosol; nucleus. Lineage: Eukaryota; Metazoa; Chordata; Actinopteri; Cypriniformes; Catostomidae. The transcript has 4 exons. The record is from RefSeq and is a predicted model, not a curated record. Bases 42 to 446 code for a protein of 134 amino acids. Gene Ontology annotation, biological process: fatty acid transport.
ACCUCCUCAGGACACGAAGAAAUCAACAUAAACUUUUCAAAAUGCCUGUUGAUUAUAACGGCUACUGGAAAAUGAUCUCCAAUGACAACUUUGAAGAGUAUCUCAAAGCUCUCGAUGUUAAUGUUGCUAUCAGGAAAAUUGCUGUCUUGUUAAAACCUGAUAAAGACGUUACCCAGAAUGGAGAUCAUUUUGUCAUCAAGACUAUCAGCACAUUCAAGAACUAUGACAUGAACUUUGUGGUUGGUCAGGAGUUUGAGGAAGACCUCGGUGCAGUUGAUGGCAGGAAAUGUAUGACCACCAUCAGCUGGGAUGGAGACAAGCUGGUGUGUGUACAGAAAGGAGAGAUUGAAGGCAGGGGCUGGACCCACUGGAUUGACGGAGACGAACUUCACUUGGAGCUGAGAGCAGCUGGUGCUGUGAGCAAGCAGGUCUUCAAGAAGUCUUAAGCCUACACUGUAGUAGGGCCCCCUUCUGGAGAAGACACCGAAACCACCCUGCCCAAAGCUGUCUAUCCAUUCACCCAUCCUUUCAUUCAUCAGUCUGCUUGUCCUGAAGUAUUCCAACACCCCCACAUGUGCCUUUCUAGAUAGAAAUUUAAAUUUCCAUCAACAGACAAAGCUUGUUCUAGAUUAAGCAAUUACUUUAGUUGUUAUCUUGGAAGCCUGUAAAAUGUAUGUGAGUUGGUUUGGUAUGAUACAGUGCUUUAGUCACUAAGAAUAGCCUCCUAACUGAGAACACCACUGCUGUCUAAAAAUAACCCUUCUAACAUCUGAGGGACUGGCUGGCUAGAGGAGACAAGAACAUUGGUCUUGACCCGACAGUCAGUCAAGCUCUUUUCUUCUCCUCAGAGGCAAGAGUAGGAUGAGUAGGAGGAAAGAUGAUGUGAGAGUGUUUGUUGCUGGUCUGCUGCAUUUCUUAAAGAGGAUAUUGACACACUCAGACACAGCACAAAUGUGUGGGCUCUUGAG